This is a messenger RNA of Raphanus sativus (radish), 1065 nucleotides long. RefSeq names its product LOB domain-containing protein 37. Gene Ontology annotation, biological process: regulation of gene expression. The transcript is spliced from 2 exons. The record is from RefSeq and is a predicted model, not a curated record. Bases 142 to 900 code for a protein of 252 amino acids. NCBI's taxonomy places the organism in Eukaryota, Viridiplantae, Streptophyta, Magnoliopsida, Brassicales, Brassicaceae.
AAACAUCUACUCUCUCUCUCUCUUUCUUUCCGUGCAAAAAUCACUUGUUCCCAAAGCAAAAUCUUCUUCUUCUUCAAGACAUCAGCAACUAACCAAUAGGAACAGAGAAUCAAAAGACAAAUAAAAUUAUUCAGACAAAAGAUGAGUUGCAAUGGCUGCCGUGUGCUCCGAAAAGGUUGCAGCGAGAACUGCAUACUCCGGCCAUGUAUUCAAUGGAUAGAAAGCGCCGACGCUCAGGGCCACGCCACCGUAUUCGUCGCUAAAUUCUUCGGUCGAGCCGGUCUAAUGUCUUUCAUCUCCGCCGUACCGGAAUCUCAACGUCCCGCUCUGUUUCAGUCUCUGCUCUACGAAGCUUGCGGAAGAACCGUGAAUCCAGUCAACGGAGCGAUAGGAAUGCUGUGGACGGGGAACUGGAACGUCUGCCAAGCUGCUGUCGAGACGGUGCUACGCGGCGGUUCUUUGAGACCCAUCCCCGAGCUUCUCGCUCACGGCGGCGGCGGAUUCGCCGGGUUUCCAACGGCUACUUCCGAAGAAGCAUCUGAGAUAUGCACCGAAAUGUUGAGUCUCCAGCACAACGAUGGUUCUUCCGACGAUCGUAACAUGUACCAUCAUUCGAGAUUUUCGAGCUCAAGAUCGAGAUCCAGACUAGAUUCUUCUCCGACCAAACGUAAGCGAGUAGAGCAACAACCAUCUUCCGAGCUCGAUCUGUCUCUGAUCCCUAAUUUCCCUGUAAAAACAACGCCUUGCUCCACACGGCAGCGAUCGAGAACACCCUCGAUGAACUCCGAGGAAUCAGUGACGACGACUACUACUACUACACCGACGUCGUUUUGGGAUAACACUGCAGCUGGUGGUGAUCUGUAUGGGAACGGAAGCAAGCUGCUUAACCUGUUUGUUUAAGGAAACUUUGUCGUUUUUUCCCCUCUGAUUUUAGCUAGGGUUCAGAAUUGUAAUUUCUUCCCAUUUUUCGUGGAUACAAGAUAUUUGGGACCAGGUUUUGUUCUCUCGGUUCAGAAGUUAUAUUCACCAAUGUUAAACUUAAUAUUAAGAGAUGAAUUUCUAAAA